Molecule: messenger RNA, 1372 nt
Organism: Ostrea edulis (European flat oyster)
Lineage: Eukaryota; Metazoa; Mollusca; Bivalvia; Ostreida; Ostreidae
Exons: 4
Coding region: 104-1255 (383 amino acids)
Molecular function (GO): scavenger receptor activity
Source: RefSeq, a predicted model, not a curated record
GCCAUGUCAAUAUGAAGUAAUACAUGUUUAUUUUAUCAAUCAUCUUCCGUCUUUACUACUUGUAAAAUUCUACGAACCAUCGUGUAAUAGCUUCGAGACAGACAUGUGCAAGCUUAAUCUAGAGUUAGCAAGGAACUAUACAGACUGUUGCUACAACCAUUACUUUAAUGGAUCCACAUGCAUUGUCUGUGAUCACGGUUACUUCGGCCACAACUGUAACACAAAAUGUGGGAUUGGUUACUAUGGUUACAUCUGCAGUCAAAAGUGUCAGUGCUCUAAUGAAAGUUGUAACUACGAAACCGGAUGCACAAUAGAUGCAACUGAAGGCAAGGAAUUUGUUAUCAGUACUUUAGAACAACCAGGACAGACUACAGAUACCAUUUACUCUUCAUCUGAAAUCAAAACAUCAAUAGCGAAUUCAAAUUCUGAUCUAACAACUCGGAAGAAACAGUUACCAAAUCAUGUCACAUCAGCGGCGCAGAUAACGAACAAAACAGGUCUCAUAAACAAAAUUACCACAACAAGUGGUGCAACAUCUGAUGUUGCAGAAGUCCCAUUGAAUUACUCCACCGUCAUUGUAGUGAUUGGAGGGAUAAUUGCUUUGUUUCUGGGUGUCAUUAUGAUACAGUUUUGUGUGAAACUACAUCUGAGUCGUAGAAAGAAAUCGAGGAGGAUAUCUCGGAAUAGUGUCCAUCUUCCUGAAGAAGAAACGUAUCAGGAAAUCAACGAAGCCGUUAUGGGCUCCAUUACUGAGCAAUACCGUAAGUGCGAUAACUCAGCAAAAGUACAAAAGUACUAUGAAAUUGAAAAAUUAAACUCUAAUAGAGAUAAGCCAUACGAAAAAAUGAGGAGCCAGACUUCACAAUAUCAAGAUGUCGAAAGCGAAGUAGCGAUAGACAACAGCGAGUCGUCUCAAUCAUCAACAAGCCCUAACUCAACUAGCAGCAAUACAUCCUAUCUCAAACCGAAAACUAAGAAAAGGGACCGCCAUAGUUAUAUACAGGUUUUAAACACCGUCACACCCAAAGAAGAUAUAAUUCAGGGUUCUCCUAUCAAUGUGGAUGGCGAAGGUCAUCUCAACCAACACAAUCCAUCAUCCCAGUAUAUAGAUCCCAUCAGCGCUGUCGUUCUGUCUGGACACGAAGGAGAGGGAUAUGAACGAUGUGGUGAUAAAAGUGCAUAUUUAGAUGUAAUGAGCGAUUCUUUUGUGGAAAGUUCAUAUCUUGAUGUUGUUCACCAUGUGCCGAAUAAUUAAACGACUACUUAUACAUACGCAUGUUUUAAUUGACAUUGAGAUAUAACAGGAUCAAUUUCAAAGAAUUGUGUGUAAACUAUUUCAUACUUUCACGAAAUUAAAAUAGAUAACCCUAGA